Messenger RNA from Helianthus annuus (common sunflower), 741 nucleotides. RefSeq lists its product as uncharacterized. Lineage: Eukaryota; Viridiplantae; Streptophyta; Magnoliopsida; Asterales; Asteraceae. The coding region runs from base 1 to 741 and encodes 246 amino acids. The record is from RefSeq and is a predicted model, not a curated record. The transcript is spliced from 5 exons.
AUGGGUGUGGAUGAUAAAGAUGAUUGGUACUACCUUGGUUGUGAGGAGUGCACUCGGAAGGUUGAGACAACUAUGGUCAUUGAGGAUGCUGAAGACGGUGCUGAAGAACCGAAGUUUAAACAGGUUUUAGUUUGCUCAAAUCAAGAUUGUCCUAAGGAGGUUGUGGCUGCGACUCCGAUUUUUAGGAUUCCGAUAAGAGUACAGGAUUAUGUAGCUAUUGCCUCUUUGACUUUGUUCGACCGUGAAGCUAGAAAAAUGUUUGGUAUGACUGCAAUUCAAUUGCUUGAGAAGUGUAAAGUGGAUCAGGCAUCUUUGCAAGAGAAAACCAUUCCCUAUCAGUUUAAAUCUUUGAAUGAUAAGAAGUUUGCCUUCAAGAUUCAAAUUAGUCGAUUCAAUAUUGACAACCAUAUUGAUGGUUAUGCUGUUCAUAAGUUGGUGAAUGAUGCAGCAAUCAUUGAGUCCUUGGAGAGCCGAAUUCCAGCUGAUCAGGGUGUGGACGAGGCGUCUGCUGAUGUUUCACUUAGUGAUAUAUCAACUCAAAACCCUUUUGCUCUAAAGGAUGCCGUGGAUUCUAUUGGUGAUAACUUCACACCCGAUUGCACAUCUAAAGAUUGUUCUAAGACUUCGUCUUCGGAAUUGAAACGUAACCUUGCUGACGUGUAUGAAGUUGAAGAAACCACAUCUCUAUCAUCAACAAAGGUUAAAAAGGCUGGUGUCUCGGAUGUUCAAGUUGAUGAUUAA